Molecule: messenger RNA, 2173 nt
Organism: Alligator mississippiensis (American alligator)
Lineage: Eukaryota; Metazoa; Chordata; Crocodylia; Alligatoridae
Gene: BANF2
Product: BANF family member 2
Exons: 3
Coding region: 1189-1473 (94 amino acids)
Molecular function (GO): DNA binding
Source: RefSeq, a predicted model, not a curated record
ACUUCCACUCCACACAAGUCUCAGAGCCGCCUGCUGCUUGCGUACUACAAUGAGGAUGCUAGCUCAGACUCUCCAAGGUAUUGCUAAUUUGAAACGAAGAAACAAACACCUUUUUCGCUCCCCUGCUUCCCCAGUACUCACCAGAAUUACCACCUCUUCCUCUUGUGGCCCAUGGGCCCCAUGGCAGGUGCCUCAGCUGCUCACAUUGAAGAUCUGUUUCCCUUUUAUGCCACAAUUUGUUUUCCUGUUGAGAUAACCAAGGUUGUGCUGGUUUCUGUGGAUAUGCUGAUAUCAGGCCUGAUCUUCCAGGUGCCCUGAAGGUCAGCAAGUCAAGACUGAGCCCUCAAAACUUCCACAGCUGUGGCCAAAUUUCCAAGGCGCUCCUUCCCUGAGUCCCCUUCUCCAUGCAUGCUCCUGGAUACUGAGCACUCUGACACCGGCUGCUGAUCAAGGGGCUGCAACUGGAGCUGAGCUCCCUUGAAAACCUGGCCCUGACUACAGAUAUGAGCCCUUUCCUUUCUAAAAUGCUAGGACCCAGCUACCUGCGCUGAAGUCAUUAGAUGCAUGAGAUGCUCUGUAUCUCUCAAAUCAGGCCUAUGAACGCUAUGGGCUAAAACCUUUUGGUGACUUUAGAAUAUCCCUCUUCUGUGGGUAGGGCUGUGGCAUGACAUGCAUUGUUUCUCCCUGAGCUGCAUUUGUGUGCUAGAUUUGUUUUUUUGCUGCUCUGUAAAAUAUUUAUGGUUGUGUGGUUGUAGCUGACAAGCGUGAGUACUGGAGCCUGCAGGCGUUUUUCCUGCCAAAAUCUCCAGUUGGCUUUGAUCAGGACUUUCUGAAUGGGAAAACAUGAAGAGUUCAGCACCUUGCAGGGCAGAUAAUGUAUUUGGCACAGUGGGCAUUGUCCUGAAAAAAAAGAGGAAUGAUGUCACAGUGCAAGAAGGUUCCAGAAGCUCGUGAUUCUUGGUGUCAGCAGGGGAGCAGGUCUCCAAACCAAGUCACAGUGGCAAGGGAGCUGUAAGCCCCAUGUCUGAGUGUCAUGCUGCUUGCAGACCUAGGAUAGACUCAGUCUUCUUGACCCUUCUCGGUCAAAGUCUGUGAGAAGGUGCAGGCGUGUCCUCCAUCUCUUUGACCUGUAUCAGCAAGGAUCUCUGCCAUCCUGUUUCUGCCAAGAGUUUGUCUCCAUCAUCCCAGAUGGCUGAGAUGAUGGCUAUCAGAACCCAAAAGUUCAAUGUGUUUGUAUCCGAGCCAAUGGGUGACAAGGAUAUUACAAAAGUAGAUGGGAUUAAUGAUGAUCUCGGAAUGAAAUUAGCUGCAAAAGGCUUUAACAAGGCAUACAUCCUUCUGGGCCAGUUCCUCCUGUUGAAAAAGGACUCUGCAGUUUUCCAGAGAUGGCUGAAAGGGACUUAUGGAGCCAGUCCCACUGAGGCUCAGCAGUGUGCUUCCUGCCUGUUGGAGUGGUGCUGUUCCUUCCUGUAAAGACCUGCCCACUAAGCUUUGAUGGUACACUUAGCAGGACUCUUCCAAGGACUGAAAUAAAGCAGCUCCUGAAUGAAUUGUACAGCCCAAAUGGCUUAUAUUUGAAUAGUUGCUGCUGUCCCCAAUCCUGUAAAUGCUCGUGUGCAGGGACUGAGCUUGUUCUUGGGCAAAGCAGGUCACGUUCUGCCUUUAGGGAGCUCUGUGAAUCCUCACUGUAUCUAUGACCAGAGUCCUAGCAUGGUGCAAAUAGGGAAAGCUGGAACUUCCUGAUUUUAGGUGAACCGUUAACUAAAAUCCUGGUUCAGCAAGGUACUUAAGCAGAUUCUUAACUUGAACUGCAGGACUGGUGCUGCUGUCCUCGGGCAUCUAGGCCUCAUGCUUUAAUUUAGAGAAGUGUUUUAAUUCCCUGCAAAUCUGGGCUUAAAAGGCAGGAUAUUUUUCUGGUUCAAGCACUAGGGUAGGACUCGAGACAUGUGGGUUUUGUUCCUAGUUCUGGCAGAGCAGUCCAUAUCCAGCUGUGGGAAGUUGCUGUAAUCUAGAGCAGCAUUUCUCAACCCAUGGGUCGUGACCCAAAAGUGGGUUGCAAGAAUAUAUGAAUGGGCCGCGAACAAACUUUAAAAAUGGAUCAUAUUUUGCAUACAUUUUUGAAAAAAUAGAUGCUGCUUGUGCUUCCCCAUAUGUUAAUGCUGUGCAUACUAAU